AUGAGUUUUGCCAUUCACAAGCAGGUCCACCCGCCCACUGGCGUGGACCACGCGGUCGCUGCGUAUUUCACCCACCCCAUCGGUGACGGCGGUCCCCCGAACCUGGUGGUGAUGCAGGCGAACCAUCUCACGGUGUUUGCGAUCCGACGCGAUCCCUCGGCGGACGCUUCGGGCGACGCCGCGCUCGGCGCCAAGGCUAUGUCCCUCGAGGUCGUCGCCGAGUUCGACCUCAACGGCACCGUCGGAUCCAUCGCGGUCAUGCGCAGGCGAUCCGGGGCGCCGAGGAACCAGAGGGACGCGCUGCUCAUCGCCGUUCGCGAGAGCAAGCUCAGCGUGAUCGAGUGGGACCCGAGCGAGAUGACCGUCGUGCCGUCGUCCCUGCACUCGUGGGAGACCCCGGUGGGCACCGGCGGAGUCCCAUCCGCGCUUCGAGUAGCGCCUUUACCGCCCCUCGCCAUCGCCGACCCGGAGGGAAGGUGCGCGGCGGUGCUGCUCAGAGCGGAGGGUCGAUCCAGGCUGGCGCUGUGCCCCGCGGUGGACGCGGACGCGGACGCGGACGGGGACGGCGGCGGCGACGACGGGGACCGGAGGGGCCAAGGGCCCGCGGCGAGCGUGAGGAAAUCGUUCGUCGUUGACCUCACCGCCGAUCUCGCGCUGAGCGGGGUGAGGGACGCCGCGUUCCUCCACGGAUACGGCGAACCCGUGGUUCUCAUCCUGCACGAACGCGAGCCCACGUGGGCGGCGAGGAUGCCGCUGGUGAACGAUACCUGCGUCCUCACCGCCGUCAGCAUAAACCUCGACACCAAGAGGUGCACGGUCAUCUGGCAGAGGGAAAAGCUACCGUGCACGUGCUACCGGCUUUGUGCCAUGCCGGACCCACUCGGCGGUGCCAUCGUGUUGUCGAAUAACUUCUUGCUGCACGAAUCGCAGGAGAGCAGCAAGGCGCUCGCACUCAACCCGCUGGCGGGAGGUGGCACGGAGAGUGCGCUGGGCGUCUCCGUCGAGCUCGACUCCGCGCACGCGGCGGUGUUAUCCGAGCGCCAGGUGCUCGUGACCACGAAGCAGGGUGCGCUGAUGUUGCUCAGCCUGAGGGUGGAGGGUCGUCGGCUCGCGGCGCACGGCGCGAUGCACCUACGACGCGCGGGAGGCGCGGUGCUCUCGAGCGGCAUGUGCCUCAUCACGAAACGGCUGUUAUUCCUCGGAAGCAGGGUGGGCGACUCCCUUCUCGUUUCUCUGAAGAAGAAGGAGGCUGCGGGCGCGGCGCAGAUGCUUCCCGCGGCGGCGCCGAAGAAACGCAAGGCUGGCGAAGCGGAGCCUCCGAAACCGCCACCCCCGCCGCAAAAGGUUGGCACCAGUCAGGACGACGAGGACGAGCUCGAGGCGAUGCUCUACGGCGAAGGCGAAGCCGCGGCGAAGGCUGCGAACGCUGGACGCAAGGAGGACCCCGGGUACACGUUCACCGUGCGCGACUCCGUGCUCGGAAUAUCCCCGAUCAUCGAUCUCACCGCCGGUGCAUCCGCCUCUGUGCAGGGCGACACGGAGGAGCGCGCGGAGUUGGUCGCGGCGUGCGGCCACGGAAAGAACGGCGCCCUGGCUAUUUUGCAGAGGGGUAUCCAGCCCGAGCUCGUCACCGAGGUUGAAGCCGGCACCCUGCCCGGGCUCAUGGGGACGUGGACCGUGUACCACGAGUCGCGAGAUAACGAGCGCCUGCGCGAGUCCGGCGCGGCGGCGGCGGCGGCUAACGUUGAUCCGUUUCACUCGUACCUGGUCAUCUCUCUCGAAUCGACCACGAUGGUUCUCGAGACGGGUGAGGAGCUGAGGGAGGUGAGCGAGGCGGUGGAACUGGUAACAGACGCGGCGACCCUCGCGGCGGGUAACAUGCACGGUCGCAAGCGUAUCGCGCAGGUGCAUAAGGGCGGCGUGAGGAUAUGCGAGGGCCCGGUCAAGAUUCAGGACUUAUCCGCAGCCGAGAUGCCGGCGGCUGGUGACGUAAGCCCCGACUUGGAGAUCAUCGCGGCUCAGGUUCUCGACCCGUACGUGCUCUGUCGGAUGUCCGACGGUUCCCUGCGCGUGCUCAAGGGUGACGAGGAGAAGGGUUCGGUGGAGGCGAUGUCCCCGUCUUCCUAUGCAAACCUACCCACGGGCGAGUCGAUCGCGUCCGCCGCGCUGGUUGACGAUUCCGUGCCCGCCGCGGAGCGCCCCGGCCUCACCACGCGAGAGCCCGGUUUCCUGAGGCGCACGGCGACGAGCACGGGGGUAUUACCCGAAGACGAGGAAGGUACCGUGCUCGCGGUGACGCGCGUGGGAGGUACGCUGGAACUGUACGCGUUGCCGUCGUGCGAGAGGAUCUGGAGCGCUGACGGCUUAUCCGAGGGCUUGAACGUUCUCGCGCCGGGAGGUGCCGGCGACGAUGUGAACGUCGACGGCGAUGGGGAAGUCGAGCCCACGGACGAUUAUCCCGCGCCCGAGAUCGUCGAAUUUCGCCUCGACGCGUUCCCGAGGGCGCACGAGCGACCGAUGCUCACUGCGCUCAGGGGUGACGGGUCCGUGCUGGUGUAUCGAGCGUUUCUGUGCCCGCCCGGCGCCGGCAACGUGGGGCACGAAGCCAAGCCUCAGCUUCGAUUCUGCCGCGUCCCCAUCGAGCUCGAGGGAGGCGGCGGCGGUAUGGUGGACACGAAGGCCCUAUCCGGUUCCAGGCUCACGCGGUUCGAGCGCGUGGGUGACAGGGGUGGUAUUCGCGGCGUAUUCGUGUCGGGUCCCCGGCCGCUCUGGCUCCUGGUGCGGCGCAGCCGAGUGCUCGCGCUACCCAUCCGAGGUGAGGCUCAGCGCACCGUCUCCUUCACGCCUUUCCACAACGUGAACUGCUUGAACGGUUUCAUGCUCGGUACCGCGGCGGGAGGUGUGAGGAUUUGCCAGAUCCCGGGGCGGAUGCACUACGAGGCGGCGUGGCCCGUGCGCAAGCUCGCUCUUCGAUGCACGCCGCAUCACGUGCAGUACCUCCCGGACUUUCGUCUCUACGCGCUGUCAACCUCUGCGCCGGUCAAGUGGAAGGACCACGAGGUCAACGAGGACGACAUUCACCUGUCCACGCUGAUCAAGGUUCGCAAGGCGAACGCGAUGGCCAAGGGUGGCGUCGAGCAAGUGUUCUCCCUCAGGCUCCUCGUCCCCGGCACGCUCGAGUGCGCGUGGCAGUACACCGUCGACCCGGGCGAGCACGUGCAGAGCAUCCGCAACGUUCAGCUGCGAAACACGAUGACCGGCGCGCUGCAAUCGAUGCUCGUCGUGGGAACCGCGCUUCCGGGCGGCGAGGACGCGCCGUGCCGCGGCCGCGUGCUCAUCUUCGAGGUUGUCUGGCAGAUGACGGAUAGGGGCACCAAGUGGCAGGGUCAGCUCGUGUGCGUGCGGGACGCCAAGAUGGCGUGCACCGCUCUGGAGGGGGUCGGCGGCCACCUCGCCGUGGCCAUCGGAACUAAGCUCAUCGUUCACUCGUGGGACGGUCACUCUCUCAUGCCCGUGGCGUUCUUCGACACCCCACUGCACACGGUCACCAUGAACGUGGUCAAGAACUUCAUCCUCCUCGGCGACAUCCAAAAAGGGGCGUUUUUCUUCCGUUGGAAGGAUACUCCAGACGAAAAACUUUUGGUGCAAAUGGCGAAGGAUUUUGAGGGCAUGGAUAUCCUGGCGACGGAGUUCCUGGUGGACGGCAGCACCCUAAGCAUGCUCACCACGGACAUGACUGGCAACGCGUUCAUAUUUUCCUAUGACCCCAAGUCGCUCGAGAGCUGGAAGGGUCAAAAGCUGCUCACGAAGGGUGCGUUUCACGUCGGGUCGCCGGUGCACCGCAUGGUCCGGUUCAGACUCAAGGCGCCCACGGCCGCGCCGGGACAAACGAUCAGCCCCGCGGAGCAAAAGGCACAGGCCAACAGGCACGCGGUUUUCUUCGGGACCCUGGACGGCAGCCUGGGUAUCCUGGUGCCCAUCGAGGAGGCGGCGCACGCCAGCUUGCAGUCCCUGCAGAGGUAUCUCACCUACGCGACACCCCACGCGGCGCUCGCCGGUCUCAACGCCAGGACGCAUCGACACCCGAAGACGGUGGAGGGUAGGCCGAUGAGACAACCAGCGCCGCACUCCCUGCUGGACGGUGGUUUGCUGGCAGUGUACGAACACAUGCCGUGGAAGGCGCAAGCCAAGGCGGCGAAGGAGGCGGGUAUGACGCGCGACGUGGCUUUGGGUCACCUGCACCAACUCUCGGCGCGCACCGCGUUCAUGUGA
Messenger RNA from Micromonas commoda, 4272 nucleotides. RefSeq lists its product with no specific name. The record is from RefSeq and is a predicted model, not a curated record. NCBI's taxonomy places the organism in Eukaryota, Viridiplantae, Chlorophyta, Mamiellophyceae, Mamiellales, Mamiellaceae. Gene Ontology annotation, molecular function: nucleic acid binding; protein binding. The transcript is spliced from 4 exons. Gene Ontology annotation, cellular component: nucleus. Bases 1 to 4272 code for a protein of 1423 amino acids.